Prunus armeniaca (apricot) is the source of this 219-nucleotide messenger RNA. NCBI's taxonomy places the organism in Eukaryota, Viridiplantae, Streptophyta, Magnoliopsida, Rosales, Rosaceae. The record is from the annotation of a GenBank genome assembly.
AUGAUGAAAGAGGUUUUUGCAUUCUUAUCUCAAGAUUUGAUUAUAGCCGGAAUAGGCGUUUAUGAAGCUAAGCAGCUGAUUGCCAAAAGUGGAAUCUACGAGCUGGUUGAUUUUAGGCAAUGGGAAGUUGUCUUUUCUUAUUUCGCCAUUUGCCCUUUUCUUGCUUUGCCACCAGAACAACGUUGGCUAGACACUUCGAGUAGUAAACCUCUUCAAUGA